This is a messenger RNA of Lathyrus sativus (Indian pea), 615 nucleotides long. The record is from the annotation of a GenBank genome assembly. NCBI's taxonomy places the organism in Eukaryota, Viridiplantae, Streptophyta, Magnoliopsida, Fabales, Fabaceae.
AUGGCUACGAAGAACCCUUCCUUCAAGAUAAUUCUGGGAUCUUCCUCACAAGCUCGCAAACAGAUUCUCGCUGAAAUGGGAUACGAAUUCACAAUAAUGACUGCAGACAUUGAUGAGAAAAGUAUUAGAAGGGAAAAACCAGAAGAUUUGGUUGUCACAUUAGCUGAGGCUAAGGCUGAUGCUAUUGUGCAAAGGCUCCUUACUGAUGGUCCAUUGGAGGCAGAUGCUUCUACAACACUCUUAAUCACUGCAGACACUGUUGUGGUAUAUCGAGGAACAAUCAGGGAAAAACCGACUAGUGAAAAAGAAGCACGGGAGUUCGUCAAAGGAUAUUCCGGUAGUCAUGCAGCUGUGGUAGGAUCUGUUGUGGUGACUAAUCUUGUGACCGGAAAACGUUAUGGUGGGUGGGAGAGUGCAGAGGUUUAUUUCCUUGAAAUACCAGACGAGGUCAUUGAUAAUCUGAUUGAUGACGGAGUAACAUUCAACGUAGCUGGGGGUUUGAUGCUGGAACAUCCAUUGACGUUACCCUUUGUGGAUGCGGUGGUUGGAUCAGCUGAUACAGUGAUGGGACUUUCCAAAGCUCUUACAGAGAAACUCAUAAAGGAAGCUCUAUAG